AGAAUCGAGUAUUCAACUAAGCCGUCAAAUAUAUGGUUUUAUUCAUCGUUUCUUCAUUCUAAAUCUUGCUUCUUGUGCAGGGUACGGCCGAAUCAGGGAAGAGGAUGAAGACAGCGAUGACGAUGGUUCAGAUGAUGAAAUCGAUGAAUCACUGGCGGCGCAGUUCCUGAACUCGGGCAGUGUGCGUCACAGACUACAGUUCUACAUCGGUGACCACCUGCUGCCGUACAACAUGACGGUGUACCAGGCCGUGAGGCAGUACAGUCUGCAGGCGGAGGAGGAGCGAGAGUCGACGGACGACGAGGCAAACCCACUCGGGCGAGCUGGCAUUUGGACCAAAACGCACACAAUAUGGUAUAAGCCUGUGAGAGAGGACGAGGACGGCAGCAAAGACGCUGUGGGUGGGAAGCGGGGCCGAGCCCAGACUGCUCCCACCAAGACGUCCCCUCGCAACGCCAAGAAGCAGGAUGAGCUGUGGCAUGACGGCGUGUGUCCCAGUGUCGUCAAUCCCUUAGAGACAUACCUCACUUCGGAGCCACCGGAGAACAUUACCUUCGAAGACCCCUCUUUGGAGGUCAACCUGCUGCUGAGGGUCCUGCACUCAAUCAGUAGAUUCUGGUUCUACUUAUAUGAAAAUGCUGUGUGUAAGGAAAUCAUCGCGACCAGUGAGUUCAUUAACAGUAAGCUGACAGCCAAAGCUAACCGACAGCUUCAGGACCCGCUGGUCAUCAUGACGGGGAACAUCCCCACCUGGCUCAUCGAGCUCGGAAAGACCUGUCCUUUCUUCUUCCCCUUCGACACCCGGCAGAUGUUGUUCUACGUCACUGCCUUCGAUCGGGACAGAGCCAUGCAGCGUCUACUGGACACAAACCCUGAGAUCAACCAAUCAGAUUCUCAGGACAGCAGGGUGGCCCCACGUCUUGACAGGAAGAAGAGGACGAUAAACCGCGACGAGCUGCUAAAGCAGGCUGAGUCUGUGAUGCAGGACCUGGGUAGCUCCAGGGCCAUGCUGGAGAUCCAGUAUGAGAACGAGGUACAGAUCAUCUCAGUUACUUUCAAACACUGGUUUUAA
Messenger RNA from Notothenia coriiceps (black rockcod), 1072 nucleotides. Its product is annotated as E3 ubiquitin-protein ligase TRIP12-like. The record is from RefSeq and is a predicted model, not a curated record. Gene Ontology annotation, biological process: protein polyubiquitination; proteasome-mediated ubiquitin-dependent protein catabolic process; DNA damage response. Lineage: Eukaryota; Metazoa; Chordata; Actinopteri; Perciformes; Nototheniidae. The transcript is spliced from 7 exons. Gene Ontology annotation, molecular function: ubiquitin protein ligase activity. Gene Ontology annotation, cellular component: nuclear speck. Bases 233 to 1072 code for a protein of 279 amino acids.